GGGGUUUGGAACCAAAAUUUCUUUACUUCUCAAAACUUUCGUAAAGUCAAAUCUUUUCUUCAUUCUUCAACAAAUACGAACGAUUUUGCUUCAGAUGGUUAGGGUUUCAGUUUCGCAUCACUAGAAUCAACCAUUACAAUGGCGAUGAGCAAUGCGGUAGCCAUAGCCGUAGUCUCCUGCUCAUCAUCGCCGUGUACUUUUUGUGGUGUCGGCAGAAUCAGCGGCAAUUUCGAGAAUUCGGAGGUCAAGCUUUCUGGAUUAAGUUUUCGUCUCGCACGAACAUCGUUUUCACCGUCUAGGCUUUCCUAUAGUCGUUCUUGCCGCUAUUGUUCGAGAAGGACUAGUUUUGUCGCUGCCGCCAAGUGGCGAUUGCGCGCGAUUGACACUCGCGUUGUUGAAAACGCCGCCCUAUCUACUGUUGCAGCUGCUAAUGCCACCAUUGAUGUUCCCGUCACUUGUUUCCAGCUUAUUGGUGUUCCGGACACAGCUGAGAAAGAUGAGAUUGUAAAGGCAGUGAUGGAUUUGAAAAGGGCGGAGGUUGAGGAAGGUUACACAAUGGAUGCUGUUGUAGCUCGUCAGGAUCUUUUGAUGGAUGUAAGAGAUAAGCUUCUUUUUGAACCUGAAUAUGCUGGCAACAAGAGGGAAAAUAUUCCACCUAAGUGUCCUUUAAGAAUCCCAUGGGCUUGGUUGCCGGGUGCUCUUUGCCUCCUUCAAGAGAUUUCUCUGGUCCAGGUUGGAGAGGAGAAGAUUGUGCUAGAUCUUGGCCAGUCAGUCCUUCAGCAUCCAAAUGCUAAGCCCUAUGUUCAUGAUUUUCUUCUCUCCAUGGCACUAGCUGAGUGUGCAAUUGCAAAGAUUUGUUUUGAGAAGAACAAGGUAUCCCAAGGAUUUGAAGCUCUAGCUCGUGCUCAGUGUCUUCUGAGGAGUAAUAUAUCUCUUGGAAAGAUGCCAUUAUUAUCACAGAUAGAAGAAUCUUUGGAAGAGCUUGCUCCCGCUUGCACAGUGGAAUUAUUAGGCAUGCCUCACUCACCUGAAAAUGCUGAACGGAGAAGAGGAGCUAUUGCAGCUUUGCGUGAAUUGCUCAGACAGGGCUUGGAUGUGGAAACCUCAUGCCAAGUGCAAGAUUGGCCAUGCUUUUUGAGCCAAGCUCUUAACAGGUUGAUGGCUACAGAAAUAAUUGACCUUCUUCCCUGGGAUAAUUUGGCAAUUACACGGAAGAACAAAAAAUCACUUGAGUCACAGAAUCAAAAAGUUGUAAUUGAUUUUGACUGUUUCUACAUAGUAUUGAUAGCUCAUCUUGCACUUGGAUUCUCAAGCAAGCAAAUUGAAUUGAUUAACAAGGCAAAAACAAUAUGCGAGUGUUUGAUUGCAUCAGAAGGCAUUGAUCUAAAAUUUGAGGAAUCAUUUUGUAUGUUUCUUCUUGCGCAGGGUACUGAGGCAGAGGCUUUUGAGAAACUUUGUCAGCUGGAAUUAAAUUCAAAUCCCGCCGUGGGGAGUGCUCACUCUGGAAAGGAAAUAAGAGAAGCUUCCGGUGCAAUUCCAUCAUUGGAAAAAUGGCUCAAGGAAAAUGUGCUUGCUAUAUUUCCAGAUACACGAGUUUGUUCUCCAUCUUUGGUCAGUUUUUUUCAGGGCGAAAAGAAAAAUCCUGUCAGCAAGAAAAGUAGAGUAGUUCCACAAGCUACACGUAGUAUAAGCCAGAGACCACUUGCAAAUUCUCUUAUAUCAAACCGGAGAAAUUUUGAUGACUCUCUUCCUUAUGCUAACUCUUCUAGUCGUCUUGGUUCUGCAGUUAAGCAGUUGGCUGCAACUGAUCUGCAAAACCCAAUAACAUCGGCCCAGAAUGGUAGUGGAAGCAAUGUCAGUGCACCAUCAGUUCAAUUUAAGAGAGGUCUCGGGGUGCACCAUUCUAAAGUUUGGGAAAGUUGGUUGGCUGGAAAAAAUGUAAUUGGAGGAAUAACGUAUGCUACUGUAUUGGGAUGCUUUAUGUUCCUGGCCUUUAAGCUGUCAAGCAUGGAGUCAAAUAGGAAGAUCAAUGCUUCUAAAUUGACUUCCACUCAACAAAAUAAGGGAACAAGUUCUCUUGUCUGGAAAACAAAUUCUUCUCACAAUAGCAAUCUAGAGCGUUCCCAUAUCAAGGGAAGUGGUAUUGCUGACAGAUUGAAGGAGCUUGUGGAAAUGGUUAAGAUGCAGUUCAGGAAUCAAUCAGACAAUGGAUACUUACACAGUCUAUCAACCUCUAUGACAGCAGUAAAUCAGAGACAAAUGCCUUUAGAAGAGGCUGAAGCCCUUGUUAGGCAGUGGCAAAAAGUUAAAGCUGAAGCUUUGGGGCCUAGGCAUGAGGUUCAUAACCUCUCUGAAGUCCUUGACGAGUCAAUGCUUGUUCAGUGGCAAGCUAAAGCUGAGGCUGCAAAAUCUGGCUCUUGUUAUUGGAGAUUUGUUUUGCUGCAAUUGACCAUCUUGCACGCUGACAUUUUCUCAGAUGGUAUUGUUGGGGAAAUGGCAGAAAUUGAAGCUCUCAUUAAGGAGGCAGCAGAGCUUGUUGAUGAAUCUCGGCCGCAGAACCCAAAUUAUUGCAGCACCUAUAAAACUCAUUACGUUUUGAAAAGGCAAGACAACGGAACAUGGAGAUUCUGUAAAGGUGACGUUCAAAUGCCAUCGUGAUAUUAAGGCCUAGUUCUGGAAAACAUGAGACCAGCCAUGGCCCUGGUAUUAUAGUUCCUGCAAAUCUGGUAAGGGGGACAACGAAAUUUUUCAGCUGAUUGGGUAGGUUUUCUAAAUUAUGAUUCUGGAUGAUAACAGGAGAAGAGAAUACCAUUUGUUACUUCACUAGGAGAUGAUCCCACUGGAUAUGCACUGCUGUUUAUGAAGGAAGCUAAAUUCUAACUGUUAGCUUAGCAAGUGAUCAUGAUCUGAUUUGACUUUUUCACAGAAUGGAAAUAAUUUUUAGUAGAAGAUGAUUUGCCCACUAUGCUUUGAUUUCCUCAUUUGAAAUGAAGCUUCUACUGAGUCGAUGUAGACUAGCAUCUGUUUUCAAUUCGAACGAGUUAAAGCUUCAGUUUGGUUUAAGUUUGAGGGUUUGUGAAUGUCAUCACAAUAGAGCUUCUCUUCUUCUAGGUGUUUAUGUUUGACAUUUGAGUUGAUUUGAGUUGGUUAUUUCAGAUUUUAUUUCAGCUUGAAUUGUUUCGGAUUGGUUUGAAUCCGCCCCUACCUCAAAUAAUGUUAUGGAGAUUGAUUUUAGUGUAAUAUUUAUAUAUCAUUUGUAUUAUAAGGUUGAAUGUAAAUUUGGUAACGACAACAUUACCAUA
Molecule: messenger RNA, 3302 nt
Organism: Mangifera indica (mango)
Lineage: Eukaryota; Viridiplantae; Streptophyta; Magnoliopsida; Sapindales; Anacardiaceae
Product: plastid division protein CDP1, chloroplastic-like
Exons: 12
Coding region: 139-2658 (839 amino acids)
Biological process (GO): chloroplast fission
Cellular component (GO): chloroplast inner membrane
Source: RefSeq, a predicted model, not a curated record